Messenger RNA from Dacryopinax primogenitus, 729 nucleotides. RefSeq lists its product as uncharacterized. The transcript has a single exon. Gene Ontology annotation, molecular function: protein binding. The record is from RefSeq and is a predicted model, not a curated record. Lineage: Eukaryota; Fungi; Basidiomycota; Dacrymycetes; Dacrymycetales; Dacrymycetaceae. The coding region runs from base 1 to 729 and encodes 242 amino acids.
AUGAUAUCAAUUCCAGCCGCUCCUGUAUGGCCCAACGGCACAUGGACGCCCCCUUCGACGAUUCGGGAGAGGUGUGCCCUGCGACACGAGCUCAAGCGUGAGAUUGAGCUCCUGCCCAUUGAACACAUGAGGAGCGACACAGCGUAUAAGCUCCGAUUGAAACUUCUCCGUGCGCAGUAUGAAAGCGAUUCAAGGUUGAUUCUGGCCAAGCGCCUUCAGAAGCACUGCCAGUUCUGGUCUAUAGCGGGGAUCUCCACACUUCCCGACGAACUGCUGUGCGAUAUCAUUCUCAUCGCAACGGAACAAAGUGACUUCAUAUCGAAGAUGACACGCGAAUUCGCGCACGUGGCCCCGCUCGUUUGCCGUCGAUGGAGAGACGUGUGUGCGACGAUGCCUCAGCUUUGGUCUACUCUUGUAAUCUCGGACACUCUGCGGCACCCGACUUGCGACUCUGUUGGAACGCAGCGUUGGUCUAAUAUUGUGAAAGAGCUUCCAAGAUUGCUUUUCCGGUGCCAGGGAGCGCCUGUAACGUUCCGAUUUACUACCCGGGACCUGGAUGCGCAAGCGACUAUUCCAACGGUCUUUGCUACCUUACAAACGUCGCUUGCUUCUAUUCGUUCGGUGGACAUCCAAUUAUCAGCACCCUAUGUCCGCGACGUAUCGAAAUGUAUUGCUACCUCACUUCCUGCCCUGGAGUCUCUUUCUAUUCAAAACGCAGGAUAUUUCUAG